Molecule: messenger RNA, 2644 nt
Organism: Paralichthys olivaceus (Japanese flounder)
Lineage: Eukaryota; Metazoa; Chordata; Actinopteri; Pleuronectiformes; Paralichthyidae
Gene: pag1
Product: phosphoprotein membrane anchor with glycosphingolipid microdomains 1
Biological process (GO): intracellular signal transduction; negative regulation of T cell activation
Cellular component (GO): membrane raft; plasma membrane
Source: RefSeq, a predicted model, not a curated record
GCCCUCCUCCUCCUCCUCCUCCUCCUGCAGACUGGCGGAGCUCUGAGCGGAGCAGAGUGAACUGAACAUCUCGGUGUCUCCUCACCACCACCACCGGAGAAGGAGCAGCGGGACUCCUCGCCCCUUGUAGCCGCCGCAGACGAACACAUGAGCCGCUUCUCUUCAGGGCAACACCGGGAGGAGGAAAGAUAAAGACCCGGUGAACAGACCCGGAGCACUUUCUCCUCCAGCAGCCGCUGAAUGCUGGAUUGUGGACGGGUCCUCCUCCGUGUCUCCCCCCCUGUCUGACUGCAGGAACCUGUCCGAUGACCUCUCCUCCAACAGUGUGAUGCGUCAUGGCUCCGGUGCUGAGUGGAGUGUGGUGGGGGCCAGAGGCGGGCGUCGUCGGGUCGGGGGCGGCAGCUGCCACCGGGGUGGCAUCGUGGCUUGGCAGUGAGCAGCUGGUCCUGGUUGUCACCCUCAGCACCCUCACUGUCCUGCUACUGGUGUCCGUGCUGCUGCUGCUCUGUGCUAGCUGCCAGGGGCAGAAGAAAGCAGCCAAUGGACAUCAAGCAGGAGACCACGACAACCUCAUGAAUGGAGUGUCAGAGAGAGAGACGAUCAGCCAAUCAGCAGAGAGUCCGGUGACGGACGUGGGCGUCAGCAGCUCCCACAAUGGUCCUCUUACCAGCGGUACAAUCCUCACAGACACACAGGACACCAGUCCUCAUCCGUCUGAGGAGAUGCUCUCCAGCCAAUCAGAGCUCAGGUCCUCCAAGUGUCCUCAGGACCGUGAGCUUCCCAGAAUCCCUCCCAACAAUGCCCUUAUCGGGGACGGACCCCCAGCCUCAGGGGACAGCACCUAUGAGGUGGUGAAGGAGAUUGCAGUGGCAUCACGUGACGUCAGUGUUGAAGACUCCCUAUACGAGACAGUCAAGGAGCUCAAAGACCCCCCCGCCCAGCUCGGCCUCCCCAACGGUACCAUCGAGCUGAGCCCGGACAAAGCUCCCCAUCAUCCCCCUGCCCUCCUCAAUGGCCACCUCAGCCCCUGCACACCUGAGCGGGUUCCCCUGUGCGCCGGGGUGGAGUACGCCUCCAUCGACCUGAAUAAGAAGAGCCGUCACAGUGCUGACAUGGAGACCAAAAGGCGCUCUGAUAAUGCUGCCAUGCCUUCUCUCAAGCCUCUGGAGGAACCAGAGGAGGACUUACCUCCGCCGGUACCAGAGAAGGUUCUGGAUGAAAAUGACAACCAGCCGUUGGUGAUAAAUGGGCUGGAGGGAGCUGGGCUACACAAUGGAGAGUUACACUCCCCUCUGUCUCCUACAACAGGGUUCGACAACCACGUCGUUCUGUCAGACAAUGAGUCCGCUGUGUAUUCUACACUCAACCAAACAAACUGUGACAAUGCUGUGAACGUGGAGAACGAGGAGGACAAGGAGCACGACUACAGCAGCAUCGCUGAACUCAAAGGUCUGGUCCCGGCCUCUUCCUCCAGCGACCUCUACGCCACCGUCCGAGACAUCUACAACCAGCCCGACGAGCCAGAGGUGGGGGAUGACCCCAACUUGGACAGCACAGAUCCCGGCUACGAAACCAUCCGCAUCCCAAAGACUAGCAGCUCGGAUGAUGACGGCAGGGACAGGCUGGAAGCGGAGGGGUCAGACGCCGGCAGAGUGCCAGAGCCUGACUAUGAGAGCGUCGGGGAGUUGGGUCUUGGCCGGGAAGCGUCCCGUCUCUGAGUCCUCUCCUCAUCAUCGUCAUUAGUUUGGACAAAGCCUCCCAUGUGAUAUGUCUUUGCUUUGAACCUGCUACCAAGCAUGCUUUUGGUGCAUGACUUGGGGAAACCGGCAGGAAACGGCUCACCUAACUGCAUCCAUCAUCAACACAUGAGUUUCCUCUUAGCAGCUCGGGUACGGUUUGUCACAUCUGAACUUUUAAUUUAUCACAUGGGGUCAGCAUCAUCGGUAAUCAUAGGCCUAGUAAUAAAUGAACUGUUGUACCUCGGUCACUGGGCAUUCAUCAUGUGGAAGACUGCACAUUGGAUCUUCAUUGAACAUCAUCUCCACUGGCACAAUCAUGAACACUUGAUUGUGUUGACCAAAAAAAAAUGGAAUAAAUACACACAUGCAGCAUUUCAAGGGGUUAGCCGAGGACUGUUCCUGUGAUGUAAAAAAGAAAAAAAAAGAAAUCAGUGCCAUACACUCAUGAAAUUCAUGCACUUACUGUUAAAGACUGAACAUCACGUUAUUUUUACUCCACGUCGACAGCUGCUAGUGGCUUUCUAGCGUCCUCCAGGUGACAAGUCUGCGUCAUGUUGUAUUGAGGUUUGAUUCAUGGUUAUUCCUCCACUGUGCAUCCUCUGCUUGAAAUCUAUGUGAACGGAAUCUGGGCCUAGAAAAGAAAAACAAACAUCUGAUAGAUAAUACACCAUCAAAAUGACUCUUAAACUGUGGGUCAAAGUGGUAACAGGUCAGGGGGGGAUAUGAAACUAGUCAUCCGCAGAACCAAAAUGGAAGCCAGAGAUUGAGGAAGGACGUCAGCGUCACAUGAGCUUUCCCUUUCGCAAUACAUUUUUCCAUGUAUUUUUUUACAUGUUUUUCAGCCCUUGUCAGCAUUUUUUAUUGAAAUUCAUAUUUAUUUUAGGAUGCAUAUUGUUACGUAAUUG